AUGACAGCACCCACUCUGGCACCCGUUCUCUUCCUGUCCCAUGGGACCACGAUGAUGCUGGGCACCGACUCACGGACUCGGGACUACUGGGAGGCAUUGGGCCGUGAUGCACUGAGCCACGGCGUGAAAGGGGUUAUCAUCAUGGGCGCUCAUUGGAACAGCUUAGACGACAAGAUCCAGGUCGCCAUGAAUCCAAAACCCGGCGUCAUGCCGAUUUCAAACACCCUGCCGGAACUAUGGGCCAACUUCAAGCCCAGUCCAGAUCUCGAAACCGGCCAACGUGUCAUCGACACCCUGCGCACAGAGGGAUUUGACGUCGACCCGGACCCAGGCUUCAACUGGAUGAUUGAUACCGUCCCGCUGCUGAUCGGGAUGUUCGGGGACAAAUGUCCCCCGGUCACGAUCAUCUCGCAGAACUCCCACUGGGAUCCAUUUUUCCAUGCCCGCAUUGGAGCCACCCUGCGACAUCUCCGGGAGGAGCGGUUCCUGCUGAUUGGGUCCGGCGGCGGCGUCCAUAACCUUUAUCUGACGGAGUGGAAAUACAUGCUACAGUAUAAAGACAAUUUUGCGAUGGAGCGCCCGCCGGAGCCCAAGACAAUGGAAUUCCGUCAGUCCCUGGAGGACAUCAUUUGCAAGAACGGCGGAGGGCCGCAGCUGAAACGUGGUCUGACCCGGCUGAUGAAACACCCCUACUUCCGUGAUGCGCACGGCACCGACGAGCACUAUGUUUCAGCUUGUUUUGUGGCCGGAGCCGUUUCUUCCGUCGAGGAUCUAGGGACACCGGGCUGUCUUGGGGCUGAAGCGUGGGAGCUGAGAAGCCAAUGCGAGUCCCAGUUUUGUCUGGGCGCUUGGCCGAAGGACUGGCGAGGUGCCUAG
Molecule: messenger RNA, 876 nt
Organism: Penicillium cosmopolitanum
Lineage: Eukaryota; Fungi; Ascomycota; Eurotiomycetes; Eurotiales; Aspergillaceae
Product: DODA-type extradiol aromatic ring-opening family dioxygenase
Exons: 3
Coding region: 1-876 (291 amino acids)
Molecular function (GO): ferrous iron binding; zinc ion binding; oxidoreductase activity, acting on single donors with incorporation of molecular oxygen
Source: RefSeq, a predicted model, not a curated record